Rhizoctonia solani is the source of this 2829-nucleotide messenger RNA. RefSeq names its product Retrotransposable element Tf2 protein. The record is from RefSeq and is a predicted model, not a curated record. The coding region runs from base 1 to 2829 and encodes 942 amino acids. NCBI's taxonomy places the organism in Eukaryota, Fungi, Basidiomycota, Agaricomycetes, Cantharellales, Ceratobasidiaceae. Gene Ontology annotation, molecular function: nucleic acid binding. Gene Ontology annotation, biological process: DNA integration. The transcript has 3 exons.
AUGCUUGAUGGGUCAAGCCCCCAGGCUGGAAAGAUUUGGAAAAAGGCUCACCUAACCUUCCUAAUUGAUGGCAAACGCAUGACGGAAACCUUCCUAAUUUGCAACACAGGAACACACGCUGCCAUCUUAGGGAUUAAAUGGUUGGAAACGCACAACCCCAAAAUUGACUGGAACUUACAAACCCUCUCCUUCCCUCACAAUCCGCCAGAACAUGUGGCCAUUGCUGAAGAGGAGGAAGCUGACCCAAAUCCCCUAGAAGGAGUACCCUCCAAGUACCAUCAAUACGCCAAGGUAUUUGGGGAAGAAGAGUUCAACAAGCUUCCCCCCCACAGGCAUCACAAUAUUGGGAUUGAACUUACGGAAGAGGGCCCCCUCAACUUGCCCCUUUACAGCAUGACUGACGCCAAGUCUACCACACUCAAGGACUGGCUCAGGGACAAACUAAAAGCUGGGAAGAUCUGCCCACUCUGUGGUGCCAAGGUUUUCACUAAAUUGGAUUUACAAUGGGGCUACAACAACGUCUGUGUUAAGGAAGGGGACAAAUGGAAAACCGCCUUUUGCACCAAGUACGGACUAUACAAGUCCCUGGUCAUGACCUUUGGCCUAACAAACGCCCCCGCCGCUUUCCAGCACUUUAUGAAUGAACUGUUCAAAGACCUGUUAGACGUAUGCGUCAUCAUUUACCUUGAUGACAUCCUAAUUUACUCCAAGGAUGACGCAUCCCACGCACAACACGUUCACAAGGUCCUGAAACAACUAAUGGACAACCAGCUGUUCUGCAAGGCGUCAAAAUGUACCUUCCACAUCCCCUUGGUAGAAUACCUGGGGAUCAUUGUCUCAGAUAAGGGGUUCAGUCUGGAUAAGCUCAAAAUCCAGGCAGUGCAAGAAUGGCCGGUACCCACCAAAGUGAAGGAAGUCCAAUCGUUCCUAGGGUUUGCCAAUUUCCUCCGUCAAUUUGUUGCCAAUUUCAGUCACCUAGCCAGACUGUUACAUAAUCUGGUUAAAAAGGAUACAGCCUGGAAAUGGGACACCAAGGAACAGGAAGCCUUUCAGGGGCUGAAGGACGCCAUUACCACCGCUCCAGUUCCAUACUCAGCCAACGGCAAGAAGAUGGUUGUCUACACCCUCUUGGAAUAUUGGAAGGAAUCCCAAACAUUCAACCACCGCCAUGCCAGAUGGCACCUACUACUAGCCGGAUAUAACUUCCAGAUUGUGUACAGGCCCGGAAAACAAUCAGGAAAGCCAGAUGCCUUGUCACAAAGAGCGGAUCAUGCGGAUAUCCCACUGGAACCCCAGUCUAUGCUACCAGACCCAGUGUUUGCCAAUAUUGCCUUAGUCACACCAGAGAAGGAGCUGCAACAACAGAUCAAGUCAUCUCUAGAUCAGGACAAGUCCCUAGAAGAAAUCCUUCAAUUCCUCCAGAACAAGUCCAAAGCACCCCCUUCUAUCAAACGCGCGUUUAAGGAUUAUGAGAUGGAAGCAGGCCUGCUUUUCUACCAAGGACGCAUUGUAGUCCCUGACGUGGGAACCCUAAGGACAGAUCUACUGCGCAUCUUCCAUGACAGCCCCCUGGCAGGACAUCUGGGAAGACAACGCACACUAGAGUUGGUAUCAAGGAACUACUACUGGCCCGGCAUCCGUGCUGAUACAUAUUGGCAUGUGGACUCCUGCAAAACAUGCCAACAAAUUAGAAGGCCCAAAUACGCGUCUAUUCCACCCCAGCCCCUUGAACUCCCUGUUAGGCCCUGGCAACACGUGUUGUACAACAUGAUAGUAGACCUUCCUAAGGACAGAAGCAACAACUCAAUCCUAGUAAUUGUUGACAGCUUCACAAAGUACGGGAUAUUUGUAAAAUGUUCUAAGAAACUCAAGGCACCCAAGUUAGCGGAACUAUUCCUGGAAAACGUAUGGAAGCGCCAUGGCAUGCCGGAAAAGACCAUAUCCAACAGAGGGAGAGUUUUCAACAACAAGUUUCUACAAGCUCUAUACAAACGCCUUGGCAUUGACCCACAUUUCUCCUCCGCCUAUCACCCUCAGAGCAAUGGGCAGACAGAACGCGUCAACCCAUCCAUUGAACACUUCCUCAGGGUGUACUCAGGGGUAAACCAAAGGGACUGGACCAAAUGGCUCCCAAUGGCAGAAUUUGCGUACAACAAUGCCGUACAUAGCAGCACUGGCAAGACCCCUUUCAAAGCCCUGUAUGGGUGGGAACCCACCUUAACACCAUCAAAUGUACCAACAGACGUCCCGGAAGCAGACAAACUUGCCCAGACAAUGGAGGCCCAAUGGAAGGAAGUAGAAUUGGCACUCCAGCAGUCUAAACAACAAAUGAUGGCCAGAGAAGGAGGAAGCCCAAUGGAGUUCAAGAUUGGAGAAGAAGUUUGGCUAGACGCCAAGAAUGUCAACCUCAAGACCUUGAGUUCCAAGCUAACGGAACAACACCUAGGACCAUUCAGGGUCAUUGAAAAAAUCUCCAACCAAGCUUACCGCCUGGAACUCCCCCCAACAAUGAGGAUCCACAACGUAUUCUAUGUAGGACUCUUAUCUAGGGUCAGAAGGGAUAAGAAGCGCGCCUUUGAGAAUUGCCCCCCACCAGUUACUGUGGACAGAGAAGAAGAGUACAAAGUGGAAGGAAUCACCAAUGCUGAAGAAAGGAAUGGGAAGUGGUUUUUCCAAGUCAAAUGGAAGGGAUAUGGUUCCAAGGAAAACACGUGGGAACCAUGGGAAAACUUGAAAAACGCCAAAAAAAUCUUACAAAAAUACAAAAAAGACAUGAAGAAAAAGGCCCUUGGCGCUGCCAAGGCCCUUAGAGGGGGGGCAGUGUUGUAG